UGCUGGGAUAGGGCUGUCUCCAUAUCUCCCGGAGAGCAGCGCCGGGAGGAGGUAGAGGGAGAGAGAGGGGGGCCAGGAUCGGAGAUCGAUCUCUGCAACUACCAAGUGAAUCGACACCAACUUCAAUCCCCUAGCGGCUGGCGAGGUGAGCUCCUCAUCAUUCAAACAGCAGAGGCCAAGAGAGAGAGAGUGUGGGCAGAUAGAGGGAAUCAGCGUCUUGUGGAAGCAGAAAGCGGCCCGGCUCUUACUGAAUGAUGACCACCGGCCAGGAGCAGCAAGGGACCGAGAAAGAAGCCCAGACUGCAGAGCUGGAGAGGGACGCCGAGGAUCUGACACCCAACCGGGACAGAGGGGUGCUGAAGGUUGUCAAGAAAGCAGGCAUUGAUGACGAGUCUCCAAUGAUAGGUGAUAAAGUGCAUGUCCAUUACACUGGGACCCUAUUAAAUGGAAAAAUAUUUGAUUCAAGUAGAGAGAGAAAUGAGCAAUUUGUUUUUGAUCUGGGAAAAGGUCAAGUGUUGAAAGCGUGGGACAUUGGAGUGGCUUCGAUGAAGAAGGGGGAGGUCUGUCAGUUGAUCUGUAAGCCAAACUACACCUAUGGGGCUGCAGGCAGUCCACCUAAAGUUCCUCCAAACUCCACACUACUGUUUGAGGUUGAGCUGAUAGACUUCAAAGGGGAGGAUUUAACGGACUGUGAAGAUGGAGGCAUUAUCCGUAGAAUUAAAAAGAAAGGACAUGGGUAUUCCAUGCCUAAUGAAGGGGCAACUGUUGAAGUUUCUAUCGAAGGUCGGAGUGGUGCUGUGUUGUUUGACCAACGGGAAGCUAAGUUUGUGAUUGGUGAAGGAGAAGAUCAAGAUAUUCCCAUUGGAGUUGACAAAGCCUUGGAGAAAAUGCAGAGAGGAGAGCAUUGCAUUCUUCAUCUGAUGCCUGAAUAUGGCUUUGGCAAUCUCGGAAAACCUGAACUCAACGUUCCGCCAAAUGCAGAACUAGAUUACGAAGUAUUGCUGAAGAACUUUGAAAAGGCUAAAGAAUCCUGGGAAAUGAACACUCAAGAGAAACUGGAACGAGCAGCUCUAGUCAAGGAGAAAGGAACAUUCUAUUUUAAGGCUGGCAAAUAUAAGCAGGCUCAGAUCCAGUACAGGAAGAUUGUGGCAUGGCUGGAGCAGGAAUACUGCCUGACACAGGAGGAAAGUCGGAGAGCCAAGACCCUCAUUCUGGCAGCGCAUCUCAAUGUGGCCAUGUGCUACCUGAAACUGAAUGAGUACCUGAAGGCUGUGGAGAGCUGUGACAGGGCAUUAGAGAUUGACCAAGCCAAUGAGAAAGCACUGUACAGACGCGGCGAAGCAAGACUUUGUGUUAAUGAGUUUGAUCUGGCAAAGGCAGACUUCCGGAAGGUGCUCCAAGUCAACCCUGAAAACAAGGCUGCAAAGACUCAAAUCGUCCUGUGCCAGAACAGGAUGAAGGAGCACCACGAGAGGAACAAAAAGAUUUAUGCCAACAUGUUCCAAAAGUUUGCAGACAGAGACUCGAAGGGGGAAACCAGCAAAUCUUCAAGGCAGAAGGAAAGGAAUAUAUUUAAAGAAGUGGAAGGGGAUCCGCCUGAAGAAAAGAAAGCCAGAGAAGCAGAAUGAAGAGGAAAAAAGUGCCUCUGUAGGAUGAAGCAACUGGUGUCUGAGUAGGCUGCAAAUCGUGCUCCAGCAUUUGAAUCCAGGACAGUGCCCCAUUUUAAGAGGGCAUUGAGAUACUUGCUGCCAAAUAACAGGAACAAAGGGAUUAUUAUUGCUGGAGAUCUCUACAAGUUCAGUGUAUGGCAAGUCAAUGAGAACUUUGAGUCACAGAACCCCCCAACCCCCGGCCUCCAUCUCCCCCAAGGAGCUGUAGUAAAGCUUCAUAACCUUGAGUGAAAAUGUUUUUCCUAAUCCUAAUCAUUCCAGAAUCUAACAGAAAUAAAGGUUACAAUCCUCCUA
Carcharodon carcharias (great white shark) is the source of this 1964-nucleotide messenger RNA. RefSeq names its product peptidyl-prolyl cis-trans isomerase FKBP5-like. Lineage: Eukaryota; Metazoa; Chordata; Chondrichthyes; Lamniformes; Lamnidae. The record is from RefSeq and is a predicted model, not a curated record. Gene Ontology annotation, molecular function: protein binding; peptidyl-prolyl cis-trans isomerase activity. The transcript has 10 exons. Bases 252 to 1628 code for a protein of 458 amino acids.